AUUUUGUUUUUUUGUUUUUUUUUUAAUUUAACAAUUUUUUUUUUUAUUGGUUGAAUGUGUUUCUCCACUGGUGAGUCUCCAACUUUGACCUGCAAAGGGUCUAUAUAGCGAGUUUCACGAGCACCUAACCAAUAUCUGUGUAAUAAUUCCCAUUUUUCUUUCAUACCCACUUCAUUUGAUCAUCUUUUUCACAACCCCGGAUCUCUAAUUCUUGGGAAUUUGCCUCUUUCUCGAUCCAUUUCCACCGUAAUUGAAAAAUAUUCAGCAGGUAAAAACAUGGCUGCUCCAGGAAAGCUUACAAGGAUUGGUCUUGCUGGUUUGGCUGUAAUGGGUCAAAACUUAGCUCUCAACAUUGCAGAAAAAGGCUUCCCUAUUUCUGUAUAUAACCGAACAACCUCCAAAGUAGAUGAAACGGUUGAACGAGCAAAAGCUGAAGGAAACCUUCCUCUCUAUGGCUUCCAUGAUCCUGAAUCUUUUGUUCAAUCAAUUCAGAAACCUCGUGUCAUAAUCAUGCUUGUUAAAGCCGGGGCUCCAGUUGACCAAACCAUUAAAACCCUCUCUGCUUACUUGGAGAAAGGUGAUUGUAUUAUUGAUGGUGGUAAUGAAUGGUAUGAGAACACUGAAAGGAGAGAGAAAGCCAUGGCUGAAUUAGGUCUGCUCUACCUUGGAAUGGGAGUUUCAGGGGGUGAAGAAGGUGCUAGGAAUGGUCCUUCUUUGAUGCCUGGAGGAUCUUAUGAGGCCUUUAAGAACAUUGAGGACAUUCUUGUUAAGGUUGCAGCCCAAGUUCCCGAUAGCGGUCCCUGUGUGACUUACAUUGGCAAAGGUGGAUCAGGUAAUUUUGUGAAGAUGAUCCACAAUGGAAUAGAAUAUGGUGAUAUGCAGCUGAUUGCAGAAGCUUAUGAUGUUUUGAAAUCUGUGGGGAAGCUAUCAAAUGAGGAACUUCACCAAGUUUUCUCAGAAUGGAACAAAGGCGAGCUUCUAAGUUUCUUGAUUGAAAUCACUGCAGAUAUCUUCAGCAUCAAGGACGACAAAGCCGAUGGCUAUUUAGUUGACAAAGUUUUGGACAAGACCGGUAUGAAGGGUACCGGUAAAUGGACUGUUCAGCAAGCUGCUGACCUCUCAGUUGCUGUCCCUACCAUUGCUUCUUCUCUUGAUGCAAGGUUCCUUAGUGGUUUGAAAGAAGAGCGGGUCGAAGCAGCAAAAGUCUUUGGAUCAGGUCUUAAUGAUGUCUUGGCUCCUCAAGAAGUCGAUAAAGCAAAGUUGAUCGAUGACGUGAGACAAGCUCUUUAUGCAUCCAAAAUAUGCAGCUAUGCUCAAGGCAUGAAUUUGAUCCGUGCCAAGAGUAUUGAGAAGGGAUGGGAUUUGAAGUUGGGUGAACUUGCCCGGAUUUGGAAGGGAGGUUGUAUCAUCCGAGCCAUAUUUCUCGAUAGAAUCAAGAGGGCCUAUGAUCGUAAACCCGAUCUAGCCAAUCUUCUUGUGGAUACAGAAUUUGCUAAGGAAAUAAUGGAACGACAGUCAGCUUGGCGAAGAGUUGUAUGUUUGGCCAUCAACUCAGGCAUCAGCACCCCAGGAAUGUCCUCCAGUCUCGCUUACUUCGACAGCUACCGGAGGGAGAGAUUGCCCGCUAACUUGGUCCAAGCUCAAAGAGACUAUUUUGGUGCCCAUACAUAUGAAAGAACUGAUGUUGAAGGAUCUUUCCAUACCGAAUGGUUCAAGAUCGCCAAACAGCUUAAGAACUGAAUGUAUUCAUUGCCAUAAUCCCGAAAGUAAGAACAGUUUUUUCAUUUUCAAUAAUCUUAGCUCUGUACUGUUCGUUGAUCGGAGCUGAUUUCAUGUUUUUGGGUGACAGUUUGGUUACAUUACUUUGUUGUUUUUGAGUUUCAGAGUUUGAAUAUGUUGUCUGAUAAGUUUAUGCAUAGAAUUUCCAUUUGAUUUUCUUCUUC
Cucumis melo (muskmelon) is the source of this 1943-nucleotide messenger RNA. Its product is annotated as 6-phosphogluconate dehydrogenase, decarboxylating 2. The transcript has 2 exons. Gene Ontology annotation, molecular function: phosphogluconate dehydrogenase (decarboxylating) activity; NADP binding. Gene Ontology annotation, cellular component: cytosol. NCBI's taxonomy places the organism in Eukaryota, Viridiplantae, Streptophyta, Magnoliopsida, Cucurbitales, Cucurbitaceae. The record is from RefSeq and is a predicted model, not a curated record. Gene Ontology annotation, biological process: pentose-phosphate shunt; pentose-phosphate shunt, oxidative branch. Bases 277 to 1740 code for a protein of 487 amino acids.